GGGGGGCAGGCGAUCCGAGGCGCUGCCAUGGAGACGCCGGUGGCCCGCUGCGUCCUCUACCCGGGGGACGACCGCAGCUUGGAGCCGGGGGCCGCGUUCGCCCCGGGGGAGCGCGCCGGGGGCGCGGGCGGUGCCUCGCAGAGUCCCGGGCAGCUCAGCCCGCAGCCUGCGGAAGUGGCCGCCGCGGGGGAGCGCGCGGCGUCCCCCGCGCUCGCCCCCUGCAGCCUGCGCGCGUCCCUGUGCUUCACGGGCGGCCCCGGCUCCCCGCCGCAGUCGCGGGCCUGCGCGGCCCAGGACGCAGCGGCCUCCCCGCCCUCCCCGCGCCGCGUGGUGCAGACGCAGCGGGAGGUGAGCAGCAGCGCGGCCGCCGGGACCCCCGAGGAGGAGCACGCGUCCUCGGAAGCGCUCAGGACCCCGGAGGAGGAGGAGGAGGAGGAGGAGGGGCGCGCGUCCCCGGGAGAGGAGGAGGAGGCGCAGGACCCGGCGGCCCCCGCGCCCUUGCCGCCCGGGGUGGGCCCGGGCCACGGCGAGCCCGACCUGCUCAUCGAGGUGUCCGGCCGCCGGCUGCGCGCGCACAAGGCGGUGCUGGCCGCGCGCUCCGACUUCUUCCGCGCGCGCGCGUCGCGGGACGUGCUGCGCGUGCGGGGCGUGAGUUUCGCGGCGCUGCGGCUGCUGCUGGCCGACGCGUACAGCGGGCGCAUGGCGGGCGCGCGGCCCGACAACGUGGCCGAGCUGGUGGCCGGCGCGCGCCGCCUGCAGCUGCCGGGCGCCGCGCAGCGCGCCGCGGACGCCGUGGCCGCGCAGCUGGGCCUGGACAACUGCUACGACGUGCUGAGCGCCGCCAAGCGCCAGCGGCUGGGCGAGCUGCGCGACGCGGCGCUGCGCUUCAUGAGCGACCACUACCUGGAGGUGCUGCGCGAGCCGGGGGUCUUCGGGCGCCUGUCGGGCGCCGAGCGCGACCUGCUGCUGCGCCGCCGCCUGCGCGCCGGCCGCGCGCGCCUGCUGGCCGCGGCGCUGGGCGCGGGCGGGGAGCGCGCGGGGAGCCGGCCGCAGAGCCCGGGCGCCGACGCCGACGCCGCCGUCUACUGCCUGGACGAGGCGGCCGGCGCGUGGCGCGAGCUGGCCCGGCUGCCCGCGGGCGCGCCGGCGCGGGGCUGCGGCGUGUGCGUGCUCUGGAACUACGUGUUCGUGGCGGGCGGCGUGCACCCCGCGGGCCCCGACGGCCGCGCGCGCGCCUCCGACCAGGUCUUCUGCUACAACCCAGCCACCGGGCGGUGGAGCGCCGCGCGGCCGCUGCGCCAGGCGCGCUCGCAGCUGCAGCUGCUGGCCCUGGACGGCCACCUGUACGCCGUGGGCGGCGAGUGCCUGCUGAGCGUGGAGCGCUACGACCCGCGCGCCGACCGCUGGAGCGCCGCGGCCCCGCUGCCGCGCGGCGCCUUCGCCGUGGCGCACGCGGCGGCCGCCUGCCACGGCGCCGUCUACGUGUCCGGGGGCUCGCUCUCCUACCGCCUGCUCAAGUACGAGCCGCGGCGCGACGAGUGGCACGAGUGCCCGGGCAGCCCCAGCCGCGAGCGCGCGGCCGACAUGGUGGCCCUGGGCGGCGCCCUGUACCGCUUCGACCUGUGCGGCGGGCGCGGCGCGGCGGCGGGCGCGGUGCGCGUCCUGCGCUACCACUGCCUGGCCAAGCGCUGGAGCCAGGGCGCCGCCGCGCUGCGCCCGCCCGGGCCCGCGCAGCCCUUCCGCUGCGCCGUGCUCGACGGCAGCAUCCUCUGCGUGGGCCGCGCGGGCACCUGGCGCUUCGUGCCCGCGCCCGAGGGCGACGAGUCCGGCGGCAGCUUCCAGCCCGAGCCGCUCGGGGCGCCCCUGGACGUCCGUGGGGUGCUCGUGCCCUUCGUGCUCAGCCUGCCCGAGGAGAAGCCGGAGCGCAGCGAGGAGCCGGACCAGGAGAACGCGGGCGAGAGCGGCGCGGUGUAGCCCCGCGGGCCGAGGGCCCGCCCCGGAGAGGAGCGAGGGGC
Molecule: messenger RNA, 2015 nt
Organism: Sorex fumeus (smoky shrew)
Lineage: Eukaryota; Metazoa; Chordata; Mammalia; Eulipotyphla; Soricidae
Gene: KBTBD11
Product: kelch repeat and BTB domain containing 11
Exons: 2
Coding region: 28-1974 (648 amino acids)
Molecular function (GO): protein binding
Source: RefSeq, a predicted model, not a curated record